Molecule: messenger RNA, 4653 nt
Organism: Pseudoliparis swirei
Lineage: Eukaryota; Metazoa; Chordata; Actinopteri; Perciformes; Liparidae
Product: protein kinase C beta type-like
Exons: 18
Coding region: 64-2235 (723 amino acids)
Biological process (GO): protein phosphorylation
Molecular function (GO): diacylglycerol-dependent serine/threonine kinase activity; zinc ion binding; ATP binding
Source: RefSeq, a predicted model, not a curated record
CUGAGGCGCCCGACAGCUCGCGGUGGUCAGGUGAAGAGAGACGGACGCACGCGCAGCCGGAGAAUGGCAGACUCUACGGCGGACGCGUCGUCGCUGGCGGCGGCCAGCAGCGACGGGGAGGACGGGGGCCCCGCGGAGCCCAUGCGGGGCUUCGCGCGCCAGGGGGCCCUCCGCCAGAAGAACGUGUUCGAGGUGAAGGACCACAAGUUCAUCGCGCGCUUCUUCAAGCAGCCCACCUUCUGCAGCCACUGCACCGACUUCAUCUGGGGUUUUGGCAAGCAGGGAUUCCAGUGUCAAGUGUGUUGUUUCGUGGUGCACAAACGUUGCCAUGAGUUCGUCACGUUCUCCUGUCCCGGUGCCGAUAAAGGACCUGCGUCCGACGACCCGAGGGCGAAGCACAAGUUUAAGGUCCACACCUACUCCAGCCCGACCUUCUGCGACCACUGUGGCUCCCUGCUGUACGGCCUCCUGCACCAGGGCAUGAGAUGUGACCACUGUAUGCUGAACAUCCACAAGCGCUGCGUGGCCAACGUGCCCAGCCUGUGCGGGACGGACCACACGGAGCAGAGGGGCCGCCUGCAGAUCACCGCGGAGAUCAAGACCAACAUGCUCACCGUCACCAUCAAAGAGGGCAGGAACCUGGUCCCCAUGGACCCCAACGGUCAGUCGGACCCCUACGUGAAGCUCAAACUGAUCCCAGAUCCGCGCAGCGAGAGCAAACAGAAGACCAAGACCAUCAAGUGCUGCCUCAACCCCACCUGGAACGAGACCUUCAAAUUCCACCUGAAGGAUCACGACAAGGACCGCCGGCUGUCGGUGGAGAUCUGGGACUGGGACCUGACCAGCCGCAACGACUUCAUGGGCUCGCUGUCCUUCGGCAUCUCGGAGCUCCACAAGCUGGGAGUGGACGGAUGGUUCAAGCUGCUCUCCCAGGAAGAAGGCGAGUACUUCAACGUUCCCGUCGCUCCGGAGGGGGAGGAGGGCAAUGAGGAGCUCCGGCAGAAAUUUGAGAGAGCAAAGAUCGGACCGGGCAAGAACACGGAGGGCAAGUCGGCCAACGCCGCGUUCCGGUUCGACUCCAACGGCAACCAGGACCGCAUGAAGCUGGCCGACUUCAACUUCCUGAUGGUGCUCGGCAAAGGCAGCUUCGGCAAGGUGAUGCUGGCGGAGCGUAAGACGACGGAGGAGCUGUACGCCAUAAAGAUCCUGAAGAAGGAUGUGGUGAUCCAGGACGACGACGUGGAGUGCACCAUGGUGGAGAAGAGGGUGCUGGCGCUGGCUGGAAAGCCCCCGUUCCUCACACAGCUGCACUCCACCUUCCAGAGCAUGGACCGCUUGUAUUUUGUCAUGGAGUACAUAAACGGAGGAGAUCUCAUGUAUCAGAUCCAGCAGGUCGGCAAGUUCAAAGAGCCCCACGCUAUAUUCUAUGCAGCGGAGAUCGCCAUUGGUCUGUUCUUCCUCCAUCUAAAGGGCAUCAUCUACAGAGACCUGAAGCUGGACAACGUGAUGCUGGACUGCGAGGGACACAUCAAGAUUGCGGAUUUCGGCAUGUGUAAAGAAAAUAUGAGCGACGGAGUCACCACCAAGACCUUCUGCGGGACACCGGACUACAUCGCUCCUGAGAUCAUAGCCUACCAACCUUAUGGGAGAUCUGUGGACUGGUGGGCUUUUGGAGUACUGCUCUAUGAGAUGCUGGCUGGACAGCCUCCGUUUGACGGUGAAGACGAGGAUGAGUUAUUUCAGUCCAUUAUGGAGCACCACGUCUCCUACCCCAAGUCAAUGUCCAAGGAGGCGGUGGCUAUCUGUAAAGGGCUGAUGACGAAGCAUCCGGCGAAGCGGCUCGGCUGCGCUCCGGAGGGCGAGCGAGACAUCCGGGAGCACAGCUUCUUCCGCUACAUGGACUGGGAGAAGCUGGAGAACAAGGAGGUGCAGCCGCCCUUCAAGCCCAGAGCAUGUGGCCGGGACGCCGAGAACUUUGACCGUUUUUUCACCCGCCACCCGCCGGUGCUGACCCCCCCCGACGAGGAAGUGAUUCAGAACCUGGACCAGGACGAGUUCAUGGGCUUCUCCUUUAUCAACCCCGAGUUCCCCGGAGCUGACGCUGUCGCCUCUCCCGCCGGGAACGCUUGUUUUCUGCUCACGUGCACACACACACACACACACACACACAUAAUCCCCCACCCCCCCCUGGUAUCAACCCUGUGUCCCCUUGAUCACACACACAUAACAACUUGAAAUAUCCUGUAAACGAUUCGUAAUGUUACAGGAGCCACGAAAUCACGACUGACACACACACACACACGGUGUACACAACAACACACACACCUGUUGUUCACACUGCCUGCAACCUGCCGGCUCCUCCCGAGGGUCCACGUGUGCGUCCCAGAAACGGAUGCUUCUCUUUGUUUUUUGCUUGAAAAGUGGGAUUCAUCUCGUCGUUGCUCCCAGUGUGAACACGGUGGUUGUGUUUCGAUCACCGCACACACACACACACACACACACACACACACACACACACACCUCAUCAGAAAUAAAGAUGAGAGAUAAAAGGGGGACCCUUGAAAUCCAGACUUGAACCUGGGGACCUAAGAUGUCGUAGUAAAUGAUUUACAACCUAACUCCAGAUUAGAAGUCACGUGAAAAUGCACAUCAGCAGUUUCCACCUGUAACAUAGCGUCACAGCUUCACACUUCCUCUUCAUUACUUUAGUUUUAUUUUGGUGAAAAUGGUGUUGUUGUUGCUUUGUUAGUUUUUUUUACUCAUCCCUCGACUAGUCCAGCGCAUUCCGGAGUUGGGCCUGUUCUGCUGGUGUGUUCCUUUAAUAUCAAUGUGCAGUAACCCGCUGUCCGUACGUUAUGAUCCUUAUCUUAGCUACAACUGGAAUGUUUCACAUACUCGUGCAUGAGUUUAUCGAUAACAGCCUGGACUACGACUCCCUGCGGCAUUAUUAGCAUCUCAUCUUUGCACCGAAAAUGUACGGGAGAGCCCAAAUAUCUGAUUUUCUUGGCGUCUUAUUCGCUGUUCGGCGCUGGGGCUCAUGGUGGUAAAAUGCCGAUGGGAAAUGUAGUCUUUAUGCAGGCUUUAAGUCAGUGGAAUAGAUACUCAUAUUACUUAUACUCUCAGUUUCUGUGAUCUAGUAUAUAAGCAAUGAAAGAGACUUGCGGUUUGUUUCACUAAAGCAUGAUUCAGAUACCUGGGCAUUUGUUUACAGCGUGCACGCGUGUGAGAUGUGUGUGUGUGUGUGUGUGUGUAUGAAAAUGCACGUUUGCAUCUGUGUGUGUGUGUCGAUGCCUGCCUCCUUUGCGUUUACAUGUGUUUGCACGGUGAACGUCUGCACACCCCUCCACACAAAGCAGUAUUGGUACGAUCCGCUUCGCUUCCAAACAGUCGACUCCGCAAGUGGCUGAAGAGAAUAGAUGGAAGGAGAGACGCGAGGUAUAUUAAAGUGAAACGAUAGAAAUGGAGGAAAGUGAAAAUGCGUGGUUACAUAACGACAACUUUACAUACGUGUUUUGAAUCGUUGACGUUCGUGCAGCAGCAAAAAAUCAAGAGCCUUCGGUGGCAGGAAAGGAUUUAAGGCUCAACUCUGUAUGAUUGGCGUCUCUCAGGUGGCCAGAUUAAAGCUUGGCCUUCUAAAGCAGGAGUGUGUGUGUGUGUGUGUGUGUGUGUGUGUGUGUGUGUGUGUCGUUUUCCUUAGCUAGCGAUAAUCGUGUUGACAUGGAGGCAGGAUUGGUUCUGAAGCAGCGUUCAGAGGGCUCAGGUUACGACUCAUUAACGUGCACUAAGGAAACAAGCUUAUGAAGCUUUGUGAAGCUGAAUAAAAAAAUAUUUCCAUUGCGUGGUGUUACAAAAAAUAUAUAUAUAUAUAUAUAUAUAUACAUACAUGGAAUCUGCAAUUUGAAGGGAUUUUAUUUUGGCGGGGGACACUGGAGACGUGUGCUUCCUGACGAGUGGGGAAGAGGAAAGCUCACCCAGGUCUCCAGACCCGCUGUGACGCAUGUGUGCAUUGUGCCUUUCGAUUGGGGAUUGGGAGGAGGAGGGGGGGGGGUGUAGGUGAGACUGUUUUGGGGUGUUAACCGACACCGGGGUGAAGCUGGUCCUGCUCGUGAUCUCCAGUUUCCUCUGAAAUGAUGAGUGUGAAAGGAAAAUGCAGCUGUGCACGUGUUCAUUAUCCGCGUGGUGCAUCCAUUGUCGGUAUUUAUUACAGUCAGUGUUUCCUGUAUUGUGACGGCUACCAAUACUUAUACAUAAACGUAGUAUACCUGUGUCAAAGGGUGAUGUAUUUACACCGUGUGGUCAGUAUUGUAAAGGACGAGAGACGUCUUGCUGUUCUUUACAUUCCUUCCUGUUGAAGGAGAAGCUAAAUGAACUCUGCAUGAUAAAAAACAACAAUAUAUAUGCUUUUGUUUUACCUUUUUUUCUUAUACGAUUUAUACACAUUUGACAUAUUAGGGUGAUUCAUGUCUGCAUUGCUUCUCUGGUGGGAUCCGAGCUACUGUUGUGUGUGUGUGUGUGUGUGUGCUUUAUGAGAAAAUAAUGCAGAUACAAAAAAAGAAGAAAAAAAACUUCUCAAUGCUUUCCAUGUGCCAACAUUAUUAUUUUUUUGGUUUGUUUUCCAGGAAAAACAGGCAUAUAAUAAAGGAUUUAAAGAUG